AUGGGGUCCUUGGGAAAGCAGGCAGAGGAAAAGAUGCCGUCACCAGCUGAGCUGGCAGAGUUUGGGAUCACAGACGAGUUCUUGGACUUUGUCCGUUCACUCACCUACAGCACGUUCAGAGACUUCCCAGCAGAUGCGCUGCCAUCUCCCACAAAGGUGGAGGAUGAGAAGUCAAUGGACCAGAUCAAGUACCUGACGCCCUGGCAGGAACAUCAUGCGAUGCUGGUGGUCCAAGUGGCGAAAGAGAUCAACGAGCUGCGCUAUGUGCUCUGCCCCAAGCGCAUGACGGAUGCCCAGUUCUGGCAGAUCUACUUCCAGCUGGCCAAGAAGUACUUGCCUGCCGAGGCCUUUGACACCUCGUUCGUGCCACCAAAGUCAAGCACACAAGCACUCACCUUUGCAGACCUGCAGGUCCGCCUUGCGCAGCUGUCCACAUCAGCCAAGCAGUGGAGCUCGCAGACGCAGGCGCAGCUGCGCAGCGUGGCGGCCGGCCACUUCGGGACGCCGGGGGAGGCUCCCUCCAGCGCGCUGCAUGAGAUCGCCGCUGCCCGGGGAUCCGGCGCCGCUGCCGGCUCGGCCGCAGCGGCCUCCUCCAGCAGCAGCAGGGAGCCGGAUGCCUCAGCGGCGCCGGAGGGAGAGCUGGAUGCAGACCAGGAGCUGGAAGCUUACCUCAGGGAUGUCAUGCAGAACGAGGACGGCAAGGAGGCGGAUGCAGGAGAGAAGCCGUCAGGGGCCAAGCAGAGUGGAGCCGGGGAUGGGGCGCUCGGUGGCAGCGCAGCCGGCCACCUGUCUGAGACAUUUGUGGACGCCCCAGAAAGCACCGGGGACGAUGAAGAUGAUGAUGAUGAUGACGACUUUGAGAAGUACCUGAAUGAGCUUAGCGACUCAGAAGAUGCUGAGCUGGUGGAAGGGCAUGCCGGCAAGGAUGAGGAGGCUGACCCAGCCAAGGAUGAGUACGAGAGCGGAGAAGACCUUGACCUGGACGACUACAUGCGCGUGCUGGCAGACGAAGACAAGUAA
Molecule: messenger RNA, 1020 nt
Organism: Coccomyxa subellipsoidea C-169
Lineage: Eukaryota; Viridiplantae; Chlorophyta; Trebouxiophyceae; Coccomyxaceae
Exons: 5
Coding region: 1-1020 (339 amino acids)
Source: RefSeq, a predicted model, not a curated record